This is a messenger RNA of Diospyros lotus (date-plum), 566 nucleotides long. Its product is annotated as cold and drought-regulated protein CORA-like. The record is from RefSeq and is a predicted model, not a curated record. Bases 51 to 344 code for a protein of 97 amino acids. NCBI's taxonomy places the organism in Eukaryota, Viridiplantae, Streptophyta, Magnoliopsida, Ericales, Ebenaceae. The transcript has 2 exons.
AAACUCCCACUUUCUUUCCAUCCAAACAGCUUGAAUUCUGAGAAAGGAAAAUGGGUUCAAAAUCGCUUCUUUUGCUCUGCCUGCUGCUGGCUUGUGCACUUCUCAUUGCCACAGAGGUGGCAGCAGCCAGAGAGUUGGCUGGGGCUGCUUCCACUUCCAAGGAAAACUCUAAGGAGACAAAUGGGGUCGAAGAAGCCCCGUAUGGAGGAGGGUACACCGGCGGCGGAUACGGAGGAGGGUACACCGGCCCCGGAUACGGAGGAGGGUAUACCGGCCCUGGAUACGGAGGAAAUCCCGGCGGCGGCUAUGGAGGAAAUCCCAGCCGUGGCAAGCCUCACAACUGAAGAAGAAGAAGAAGAAGAAGAAGAAGAAGAAGAAGAAAGGUUUAUCCAAUGCUAGCUAACUAGCUAGUAAUUAAUAACGAAUAAAAGCACGAGUUGGAGAUGUCCUCUCAUGGGUUUAGAUUCAUGCGGAUCCUAAAUAUCUGUGUGUUUAGUUAUCUAUCUAAUCACAAUUUAUUUGUUUUAAUAUACUGUUGAAAAAGUGAGUUCAUCACCUUUGAUCAA